Messenger RNA from Rubroshorea leprosula, 1834 nucleotides. Lineage: Eukaryota; Viridiplantae; Streptophyta; Magnoliopsida; Malvales; Dipterocarpaceae. The record is from the annotation of a GenBank genome assembly.
AACCAAACAGAAACUCAACUGGGUAUUUGAUUUUCUUCAUUCUCCAUACCCAUGAUUUUCAAAGAUAAAAGUUUUCUCCUUUUACCGCAAAGAUUAACAUCACACGCCCAAUUCGAGCUCCAACAAUGGCGGGGCAUAACCAAGGUGAGGCUGAAAUGGGUGAAAAACAAGAGCCUAGACCACAUCAUCGACACCGAGACCGAUCUCAAGGCAGCUUGCCUUCUCAAGGAUGCUAUCAAGCGCUCGCAUACUGAGUUCCUCACAGCAAAGUCUUUUGCCGAGUGGCAAAAGCUUCUUGGCCUCACAGUACCCGUUCUUCGCUUUAUGCGCAGGUACCCUACUCUUUUUGAGGAAUUCCCACAUGCUCGUUAUGCUAAUUUGCCCUGUUUUCGAUUGACGGACACUGCACGUUUGUUAGAUUCACAAGAACAAAGCAUACACCAAUCUCAUGAGAAUGAUACUGUAGAGAGACUUUGUAGAGUUCUUAUGAUGAUGAGAAGUAGGACAGUGCCUAUUCAGUCACUACAUUCUUUGAAAUGGGAUCUUGGAUUGCCAGAUAACUUUGAAAAGGUUCUGGUACCAAAAUACCCAGAUCAUUUUAGAUUUGUUAAGAAUUCCAAUGGAGUUGUGUCUUUGCGACUUGUGCAAUGGCAUGAAGAAUUUGCAGUUUCAGCAUUACAGAGAAGUAAUGAGAUUAGAGAAAUGGGUAAUGAGUAUAGACAAUUUAAGAGGGGGCAAACCGCAUUGGCAUUCCCUAUGAAUUUUCCCAGGGGUUAUGGAGCACAGAAGAAGGUCAAGGCUUGGAUGGAGGAAUUUCAGAAGCUCCCAUACAUAUCACCAUAUGAAGAUUCUCGGCAUAUUGAUCCAAGUAGUGAACUAAUGGAGAAAAGGGCUGUUGGUGUUUUGCAUGAGUUUUUGAGUUUGACCAUUCACAAGAAGACCAAGAGGAACUACCUCAGAAGCUUGAGGGAGGAACUAAAUAUUCCACAUAAGUUCACUCGAUUGUUUACAAGAUAUCCAGGAAUUUUCUACCUCUCAUUGAAGUGUAAGACAACAACGGUAACUCUCAAGGAAGGAUACAAGCGAGGAAAACUAGUAAACCCACAUCCUCUUGCACGUCCUAGGGAGAAGUUUUAUCAUGUAAUGAGAACAGGGCUUCUUUAUCGUGGUAAAGGUGUGAAUUUUUUAUCUCAGCAGGACAUUCUGCUUAAUGACAUGAACAAUGAAGGAAAAGGAGAAGAAGAAGAAGAAGAAGAGAUUGAUGAAAGAGAAAUUGUAACAGAUGAUGAAUGCUAUGCGGAAACUUCAGAGUUAGAAAAUGAAUCAGAUGAAGAAGAAUGAUCAUCUGACAGAAUCAUGCAAUAUUGCAGAAUGAUUUUUUUUUUUUUUUUUUUGGAUAAAAUUAAAAUUUAUUUAUCCAUAAAGACUAGCAGUACAUCAAAGCAGCAGAACAGCUGCUACAAGAAAAGAUAACUACACAAACAACAUUAGUGCUGCCUUAGGUGAUUAAAAGGGAGAGAUGAUAAAAAAUUGAGGUAGGUGCUGCUUUUUAUUUUAUCUCACCCAGAUACUGAAGUUCUUUCAGGGUUGUCCAUUUCUGGACUAGGACUUGUGCUUUAGGUGAACUGAAGUGGUUGGCUUAUAUAUGAAGUUGCUUGUUUUAAUCUAGUAUGUUACUAAUUUCUGUUAGGUCACGGUUUGCAUAGAAGCAAUUAGAGAUAUUAGGAUAUGGUUUGGGAAUUUUGAUCACUGGAUGUGUUCCUCUCUGUUUAUUGUAUUUUUGCGUUUAUGGCACAAAAAUUGGCAUGUUUCCAUCGGUGAAAUUUCUGAUACA